UUGGACCAUUACUUCAACCUCAGCAGUCCACCAGUGCAGCUUGAGCGACACGGACGGGCGGAACUACUCGACUCGAAGUUUUGUAAGGACAACAUUCGCCACGUCACGGGACCGUGCAGAAAGUGAAUGGUGAAUGGUGAAUGGCAUUUUGAUAACCGAGCGUGUCGGCCCGUCAAAAGCAUGAUGGUUGCACCCAUCUUGCCUACUAUACUUUACGCACACGUCAACGCCCAUCCAAGUACUAAACUUGCGGCUUCCACCACCUUUGCUCGACGGGCCGCAAGGCAUCACAACAUGGCGCAGCAAGUAUCAUUCCAAGAUCUGGAGCGCGCGAUGCAAACUCACAACCUCGAGGACUCUGAGAUUGAUCAACUCAUGGCAAUCGACAUCUCGGUGGGCAGCUCUGAUCAGGCAGCAUCAGUCCCCGAACCCUCUGCGCCAGAUCUCUUUUCCUGGAGCGCCGAAAUCGACGAGUUCAUGGCGGCCAUCAUCACCGUUUUCCAAAAUCCCGAGUGUUGCAAUCUCUCGGACCAAGCCGAAUUCUGGACCGCUGUCCUAGCCUUCUUGAAUCCAAACCACGAGGUCUUCCAGGCGCUGAAUCCAGUUCGGGAGAUCCAGAAAGUGUACAAGAGGUUGAGAGCGCCGGCCAUGAGGAAGUAUGGAAAUAUGGCGGAUCUGCGGGGUCUUUUCACGAAGGGGAAGAAGCGGACGAGGGUUUUGAAUCGGUGGAAGGAAGAGCAUGCCGGUUCCGCUGAGAACAAGCUGGUACAGGGAAAGCAUCAGCAAGGCGAGCGCGUGCAGCGGCAGAAGGCGUCGAGGAAGAAGCAGAGGAAGAGGGAGAAGAGAAAGAUGUUUCAUUUGCAGGGUUUAGGAGAGGCUUUGCCGAAGAUCGAACCCAACGAGUAGGCUGCUCGAAGGAGUUUGCGAAAAGGAAUGUUGUACAGAGGCUCGAUGGGGUGGAUGCCAAAGUAUGACACAGGAAACAGUCGGCUGAAUGGCAUCUGAAAUUUGCUUCCCAUUCUUCUUUGCGUCGAAGCUAGCCUCGACAAUCAAAUCCAUCCCCAACAAUUCGGCGACAUAGAGCACUCCCAGCGUAAUCUGGUGGAGGAGAGACAGACAGCACGACAAGGCCCAAAGAUGGGCGACAUAACAAUACUCGUACUCGAGGUCGAGUCUGCGGCCACCGCUGUCACUACCAACAAUGACUGGGGAGACUCGAUUUCCGUGCAGAUCGAUCACGUUUGGAACACUACCACCAACGUAAAUGGAGGAGCACGUAGUCCCGACCCCACUCAUAGUGCCCAAGACAUCCCUCCAGUGCUCUUUGUCCACCCACACCAACCCUCAUUAAU
This is a messenger RNA of Cercospora beticola, 1352 nucleotides long. RefSeq lists its product as uncharacterized. The record is from RefSeq and is a predicted model, not a curated record. NCBI's taxonomy places the organism in Eukaryota, Fungi, Ascomycota, Dothideomycetes, Mycosphaerellales, Mycosphaerellaceae.